Messenger RNA from Thermothelomyces thermophilus ATCC 42464, 4113 nucleotides. RefSeq lists its product as uncharacterized. The record is from RefSeq and is a predicted model, not a curated record. Bases 1 to 4113 code for a protein of 1370 amino acids. The transcript is spliced from 5 exons. Gene Ontology annotation, molecular function: protein binding. Lineage: Eukaryota; Fungi; Ascomycota; Sordariomycetes; Sordariales; Chaetomiaceae.
AUGGACCGAGCUCAUCUGCCGCCCCUGAUCUUUGUCGCCCAUAAUCGCGUCCGUUCCAUCUUCUUCCUGGGAACGCCCCAUCAGGGCGCGGCCAUUGCGCAGGUUCUCGCCCGGUAUACGGCCAUGAUCGGAACUCGCCCCUUUGUCGAGGACCUGUUCCCCCAAUCGGACGUGAUCCGAGCCCUGGGCGAGGACUUCCCGGAAGAGAGCAAAGACCUCCAGUUGUUCUCCUUUUACGAGUCGCGGCCGAUGACCGUCGGGCUACGCAAGAUGCUCAUCGUCGACAAGGCGAGCGCCGUCAUGAACCUCCCCAACGAGCGCCAGACCUUUCUCGACGCAAAUCAUCGCAACGUGGCCAUGUACGCGACCCGAGCGGACCCCUCUUAUGUGGCCGUUCGGAAUGCUCUCGCGAGGGUAAUCGCAUCCUGCCGCAUGCAAGCCGAGAGCGCGGUCCCGUCGCAGGAGGACCGGCGUGCUCUCGCCCGCUUUCUGGGCGUCCCUGCUGACCCUGAAGAUGACCUGCGGAAUCACGCAUCGGCAAAGCUUCCCGGUUCCUGCGAAUGGCUGGGCAAGAAGAGCUGCUACCAGACAUGGGUAGCGUCACGGGAACCCGCUUUUCUUUGGCUUCAGGGUCGUCCAGGUGUGGGCAAGAGUGUCUUGUCUAGCCAUGUUGUCGGUGACCUGCGCAACAACGGGCUCGAUCCUUGCUUCUUCUUCUUCCAAGCGCGGGAUAGCGCCAAGUCCGCGGUGGACAGCUGCCUGCGGUCCCUGGCGUGGCAGAUGGCAGUGCUGCAUCCUGCUGUUUUCCACAAGCUGAAGGCCGUCAUGUCGGAGCUGGAUGACGGUCUUGACGGGGAGAAAGUUGGGUCGCAUUCCCUGUGGCAGAAAGUAUUCGUCUCGGGGAUCCUGACAGUCGAGUUGGAAAGACCCCAGUUCUGGGUGAUUGACGCCAUGGAUGAAUGCAGAAGCGCGGCCGACAUGACCGCUUUCCUAGCCGGAAUCCAAGAGCACUGGCCUCUGUCAGUUCUGGUCACGUCCAGGGACGCUGCGGAGAACUACCGCCCAAGCGUCAGCUACCGAGUCAGCAUUUCAAGCUACACCAUAUCGGAGCAAGACAGCCUUGCGGACAUCUCCCUCCUGCUCGCGGAGAACCUCGCAUGCCUUCCAUGUCCUGCGUCGGACAGAUGGCCCACCGCCGAGGCGCUCGCAUCCCACAUACUCGCGAGGUCGGCGGGCUGCUUUCUGUGGGCGUCACUCAUAUGUUCCGAGCUUCGCAAGGUGACAAGCGAGGGGGCCAUCACGAGGGUCCUGAACAGCACCCCGGCCGACAUGGACGCGGUGUAUGCCGACAUUCUCACAAAGAUAGAGAUGAACGGUUUGGAAAGUGAAUCCACAAGGGCCGUCCUCACCUGGGCCGUCUAUGCCUUUAGGCCCCUCGGCUUGGCAGAGAUGCAGACCGCCGCCGAGCUCGACGCCGAUGAUAAGAUCGGCGACAUCCGGCGCCUGAUAUCGAAAAAUUGCGGAAACCUCAUGUAUGUAGACGAGCACGACAGAAUCCAGUUCGUGCACUUGACCGCUCGAGAGUUCCUAACUCGCGGCGGGCUCGAGUCUUGUCUGAUCCCCUCAAAGGCGGACGCGCAUCGCCGAUUGGCUUCAGCUUGCCUCAAGCACCUGGCAUCGGUCACACAGAAAGCGAAGGGCAGAGCAAGAAAGGCACAGGGGAACCCGAGCGCUGCCCCCUUUACCACCUACGCGUCCAAGUUCCUCUUCCAGCAUCUCGAUCAUGUCGAUCCCAACGACGACGGGCUGUUCCUCAUGCUCUUAAACUUCUUGGGCAGCAACAGUCUUCUUAGUUGGGUUGAGCUCGCGGCCGCCAACGGGGACCUCCGGACGGUGUACGAGGCCGGCAGGACGAUUAAGGACAUGCUCAACGGCAGGACGCGCGACGCAGCGCCGCCGCGACCUAACCGAUCCGCACUGACUCAAGAGAAGAUCGAACUCCUCGGGAGAUGGGGCGACGACUUGGCACGUCUGAUCCCCCAGUUUGCCGAGCGCCUCGGACGCUCCCCCAAGACGAUCCGACACCACAUCGCCCCAUUCUGCCCGCCCAACUCCGUCAUCCGGCAGGUGUUUGGCGGGCCCACGCGAGGCCUCACCGUGGGAGGCCUGUCGACGCGCAGCUGGGACGACUGCCUGGCCACGAUCCGCUACCCGCAGGACCGCAGCCCGUUCGUGGUGGCCGCGGCUCCGGGCUACGUCGCGGUCGGCAUCGCGUGCUGGGACGGGCGGGUGGUGGUCCACGACGACGCAAUCUUCCAGGAGUUGCACACCAUCCGCCAUGGCGAGAGGGUCUCGUGUGUCGCCUUCGCCACGAGCGGCAGAUACCUCGCCUCGGCGGGCUCCAAGACGGUCCGCAUUUGGUCCCCCGCCAACGGGCUGGAGCUGGCCUGCUUCGGGCUUCCCGAGGGCGCGUGGUGUCGAGGCCUGUCCUUUGCAGAGGGUGACACCGUAUUGCGCGCGGCGACCGUGCGGAACGAGCUGAUCGAGUGGGAUCUCGAGUCCCGCGCCCCGGUUCACGACGAGCCCGUGUCGUGGGGAGCCGAUGUGCCGGAGAGGAUGCGAGGGCGAGCACCGGAGCACGUGUGGCUCAGCCCAGGGUCGAGCCUCCUCGCGGUGGUGUACCACGGCCACGACCUCGUCUUCUGGGACUGUGCUGAGCUGAGGCUCCACGACGUAUACGAGCAGAAGACGGGGUCCAUGCUGAGGUUCGGCGAUCGUCUCCAGGCCCGGGGCUGGACGACCGUGCGCGCUGCCGUCUUCAACCACGAUAUCGAGACAGAUCUGUUCGCCGCCACGUUCGAUGACGGCGACAUGGUCGUGUUCGAUCUCGACGCGGGCAGGCCCAUUGCCGUCAACAAGGAGGGAGCAUACAACCUGGUGUUGGCAUGUUCCCACGACGGCCGGACGCUCGCCGCCGUGGAUCAGCUCGGGAACAUGACCCUGUUUGAGUUCAGAACACUCCGCAUCCUAUACCGUGUCCGACUCGAGACCAGCACCCUGCCUCACGGACUGGCCUUCACCGGCGACAACCGCCGCGUCGUCGAGCUCCGCGAAGGCCAAUGCCGCGUCUGGGAGCCCCCCGUGCUCCGUCCGGGCAACGAUCACGACCCGCGCACCCCGAUCACGGAGCUGAAGCCCAUGACCCCUAGAGAGAUGUAUCGAGAGGAACAGGCCAGGAAGGCGCAGGAGAUCACCGCCAUCACCUGCAGCCGGGAGUUCCCCGUUGUUUUCUAUGCCACGGGCAACGGGUCGGUCUUCGGGUACGACAUCUCCGGCCCGGAGCCAGAGAAGCAGCUCCUGUUCGUCCAGGAUACUUCCGCACCAACCCGAGGCUGUGUGGGAGGUAGGCCCUCCUUUGAUCGACGUACGGAGGCAGGAGCCCGGCCUCGGAACAUUGAGGCAGGUCCUCGUGUCUUCGAGACACCAGAGACUGCUCAUCUGACCCAGCUUCGAGUGAUCCGCCUCUCUCCAGAGCUGGGGCUCUCUCUCAGCGGAUUCGGCCCUCUGUCCCACCCCCACUACUUUGCGACGUACGCAAAAGAGUCUUCUGAUAGCGUCGCGGUCGACGACGAGACCAUCGCGAUACUCAUUUGGGAUUUUCAGGACUUGGAAGAUCCCGCUUCACAGCAUGCCGGGCCCCGAUGGGAGAUCCGCACGUCCAUGCUGCCCGCCCAGGUGGUGCAUCUUAUUGGAGUGUAUGGCACUCGUCUUGUUUUCCACGCCGCCGACCAUUGGGUUGCCUCAUUUGAGCUGCUGCCACCCGGCUCGUCUAGCGGCGCCAUCGUCGACGAGGAGUCCUUUGUCCGGCAUUUCUUCCUCCCCAACCACUGGAUUGGCUCCCUGAGGACAGAGGAUAUGCGCUUCGGGAUCGGUAGCGAAGGGGACAUCAUCUUUGACCGCCUGGGCGAGCUGGCCGUGAUCAAGAGGGGCCUAGAGCUCACCGAGGAUGGGGAGGCGUUCCAGCCGCGGCAGUUGAGCGCCAAGGGUAGAGCCAAAUUUUCAGAGAGGAUACCGUAUCGGCCGCCGGGGAUCCAGAUGCAACGCUGGCUUUAA